AUGGCGUUCUCCCCGGUGCACUCCGACACCUCCUCUAGCUCCGGCGACGAGCCUGCUCCCCCUGCCCCAACUUUUCUACUUCAAACCGUCAACGUCGGCUCCUACAUCCCUGUUCUCCUCGAUAUGGAUGAAUCCAACUAUGGCCAGUGGCGCUGUUCGUUCGAUUCCAUUCUUGGCAAGUUCGGUCUCGAAUCCCAUGUCCACGCGCCGCCUCCUCUAGAUGAGCGUGAUGCUGAGUUGCGCAUGAUCGACCACUGUGUGGUCAAUUGGCUCCACAACACCAUCGCCACCAACGUCUUCAACAUCAUCUACAAGCCCCAAGCCUCAGCGUUCAUGGUCCGGAGCGACAUUGAAGGCGUGUUCCGCGACAAUGAGCUUCAACGUGCUGUCUACUUCGAGGUCGAGUUCCGCUCCCUUCAACAAGGUGACAUAUCUAUGACGCAGUACACAUCUCGGCUGAAGCAGCUCGCCGACAGCCUGCGCGACGUCGGUCAGCCGGUGUUCGAGUCCAGCUAG
Messenger RNA from Setaria italica (foxtail millet), 516 nucleotides. RefSeq lists its product as uncharacterized. The record is from RefSeq and is a predicted model, not a curated record. The transcript has a single exon. The coding region runs from base 1 to 516 and encodes 171 amino acids. Lineage: Eukaryota; Viridiplantae; Streptophyta; Magnoliopsida; Poales; Poaceae.